Molecule: messenger RNA, 1081 nt
Organism: Castor canadensis (American beaver)
Lineage: Eukaryota; Metazoa; Chordata; Mammalia; Rodentia; Castoridae
Product: small ribosomal subunit protein eS4, X isoform-like
Biological process (GO): translation
Cellular component (GO): cytosolic small ribosomal subunit; ribosome
Molecular function (GO): RNA binding; structural constituent of ribosome
Source: RefSeq, a predicted model, not a curated record
AUCGCGGUCCCACAGAGACGCGGCUUCAGUUACAUGGUCUCUGGCGUACGUCGAGCGAGCGCGGCCAGCUCCUGUCAAGGUGUAGGAUUGCAGCUGUAAACUGUUCCUGUUCCUCCUCUGCCUGCCGCAUUUGGUUCUCCCCUUCCUCUUAGCUGACAAGAACAGCCAUGGCUCGUGGUCCUAAGAAGCAUCUGAAGCGGGUAGCAGCUCCCAAGCAUUGGAUGCUGGAUAAAUUGACUGGUGUGUUUGCUCCUCGUCCAUCUACUGGCCCCCACAAGCUGAGAGAAUGUCUGCCUCUCAUCAUUUUCCUAAGGAACAGACUUAAGUAUGCUCUGACAGGAGAUGAAGUAAAGAAGAUCUGCAUGCAGCGCUUCAUUAAGAUUGAUGGCAAAGUCAGAACUGAUGUAACCUACCCUGCUGGGUUUAUGGAUGUCAUCAGCAUUGACAAGACAGGAGAGAAUUUCCGUCUGAUCUAUGACACCAAGGGUCGCUUUGCUAUUCAUCGUAUUACACCUCAGGAGGCCAAGUACAAGUUGUGCAAAGUGAGAAAGAUUUUGGUGGGCACAAAAGGAAUCCCUCAUCUGGUGACCCAUGAUGCUCGUACCAUUCGCUACCCUGAUCCCCUCAUCAAGGUGAAUGACACCAUUCAGAUUGAUUUGGAGACUGGCAAGAUAACUGAUUUCAUCAAGUUUGACACUGGUAACCUGUGUAUGGUGACUGGUGGUGCUAACUUGGGAAGAAUUGGUAUGAUCACCAACAGGGAGAGACACCCUGGCUCUUUUGAUGUGGUUCAUGUGAAAGAUGCUAAUGGCAAUAGCUUUGCCACUCGGCUCUCCAACAUUUUUGUUAUUGGCAAAGGCAACAAACCUUGGAUUUCUCUUCCUCGAGGAAAAGGAAUCCGCCUCACCAUUGCUGAAGAGAGAGACAAGAGGCUGGCAGCUAAACAGAGCAGUGGGUGAGCGCCUGCCUAACAAGCACAAGGCCCUGAGUUCAAACCCCACAACCCCCAAAAAACAGAGUAGUGGACAAAAUAGUCUCUAGGUGACAUGUUGGAGAAGAGAAUCUUUGUACUUUAAGACAA